UUUUAUCUUCUCCAAACAACGAAAGGCGAAAGUAAAGAACAAACAAUGCCCCUAAUUUUAUCACCCUGCUCUUUGCAACUCCCCGCAUUCCAUUCUCCAUUCUCCCAAAUUUACAUAUCCACCCUGAGUCAGCCAUGUCAUCUUUCAACCCGACCCAUAACACGAAUAUCCUGUAUUACGACGCGACCCAGGCGGAAAACGGGUUCUUCAAAGGCCGAGGACCCGGAAGCUCUGGAACUGGUUCGGGUCUUAAUGCGAAGUUUCAGCGACAAAGAGCCGUUGGUUAAGACAUUGAACAGAUACGUGAGAGUUGUGAGAUGUAAGCACUGUUUUCUUUUGUUCGAAGAGCUUGGGAAAACGGAUAAAUGGCUUCAGUGUCUUGAGGUUUUCAGGUGGAUGCAGAAACAACGCUGGUACAUUGCCGAUAAUGGGAUUUAUUCUAAAUUGAUUACAGUUAUGGGAAAGAAAGGCCAAACUAGAAUGGCAAUGUGGCUCUUCUCUGAGAUGCGUAAUAGUGGUUGUCGGCCUGAUGUUUCUGUUUACAAUGCUCUUAUCACAGCCCACCUCCAUUCGCAUGACAAGUCGAAGGCUUUGGACAAAGCUAUGGGGUACUUUAACAAGAUGAAGGGAAUGGAACGGUGCAAACCCAACAUUGUCACAUACAACAUCCUUUUGAGAGCCUUUGCUCAAGCUCGAAAUGUGGAUCAGGUUAAUGCUUUGUUUAAGGAUCUUGCAGAGAGCAUUAUUGCCCCUGAUAUAUAUACGUAUAACGGUGUGAUGGAUGCAUAUGGUAAAAAUGGGAUGAUUAGAGAGAUGGAGUCUGUUCUUUCUCGAAUGAAAAGCAAUCAGUGUAAGCCUGAUACUAUUACAUUUAAUGUGCUGAUUGAUUCAUAUGGCAAGAAGCAAGAAUUUGAUAAGAUGGAACAAGUGUUUAAGAGCUUGUUACACUCCAAGCAAAAACCUACCCUCCCUACAUUUAAUUCAAUGAUAAUAAACUAUGGGAAGGCACGGCUUAAAGAGAAAGCAGAACAUGUUUUCAAAAAGAUGACAGAUAUGAAAUACAUACCAAGUUUCAUCACCUAUGAGAGUCUUAUAAUGAUGUAUGGCUUUUGUGACUGUGUUUCUAGGGCUAGGGAAAUAUUUGAUGGGAUUGUUGACUCUGGGAAGGAGAUGAGAGUUUCAACCCUAAAUGCCAUGCUUGAAGUUUACUGCAUAAAUGGUCUACAUGUGGAAGCAGAUAGGCUCUUUGAGAAUGCACAUAGGAUGGGGGUGAUUCGUGACUCAUCAACAUAUAAACUUCUAUAUAAGGCCUACACUAAGGUCGGCAUGAAAGACCUCAUGCAGAAGUUGGUGAAGCAAAUGGAAAACGAUGGUAUAGUCCCUAAUAAGAGGUUCUUCCUUGAGGCUCUAGAAGCUUUUGGAUCUUUACCUGCUAGUCCUGAUUCUGUUAGUACCACAAUUGGUGACAGGCCAGAGAAAAGUGCAAAAACUGAUGUGGAAGUAACUAUUUGAUUGGUUUUUUUAUUCUUCUGAUCUCCUUCCAACUAAGUGUGAUUCAAAGCAAGGUGUGUAUUGCAUUCGGAUGGUUAUCAAGUUUGGCUGCAUUGCCGCACUGAUUGACCGUUGUCCCCACCAACUGUGGCCAACCAACCAAUUCUUCCUUCUGAAAAUUAGUUUUGCUCUGUCAAAGUGUGCAGUUUAAUUCAAAUACAGUGAGUUGUGCAUGCAGAGACAAAAAGAAGAAAGAAUGCAGAACAUUUUAUGCAUUGCAGGCUUCCUCAAUUGUCAGCAGCGAAUUUGGAAGCUAGUUUUGAAUAUGUGCCGCUCCUCAUAUUUCGGUUUAUUAAUGUUCACAGCAUGACAUGCUCCAUUAUGGAGCACUUUGCUACGUUCAUGACGGGCAACUAAGAUGGUAUAGUGAAGUGUGCUGUAGCAUUGAAUAAGGAAACUGUCUUCCAAUUGAUUUGGGUUGGUCUAAAAUGUUUUAUGAUUUGUUCUCAAUGACUUAAAAUAGGAAUAAUUCCUCUACAAGAGAGAUGUACAAGCAAGCUGCUUCAUUGAUAAAAGUAACACUGUAGAAUGUAGACUUGCAUCAAUGAUUCCAUUUUGUGACAGAAUAACAUUUUAAAUUUUGGUUUUAUAUCCAAUUAAAUAAUAUGAAAGCAUCUGUAGCUUUU
Theobroma umbraticum is the source of this 2177-nucleotide messenger RNA. RefSeq names its product Tetratricopeptide repeat (TPR)-like superfamily protein. The record is from RefSeq and is a predicted model, not a curated record. Lineage: Eukaryota; Viridiplantae; Streptophyta; Magnoliopsida; Malvales; Malvaceae. Gene Ontology annotation, molecular function: protein binding; mRNA binding.